AUGGCUGCACCAUUACUGAGAAAUCGCUCCACAUCGUCAGUAUUCAAUUUGUUCUCCAAUGCUCUUCGCCGCUUCUCUUCUGCACAGGUUGCAAACGUCAUUCCCGAUGAGGCCCGCGAGAGAAUGAUGUAUUCCGACAUAAACUCGCAGAUUGGAAGUUGUAUGCCUCUCUCUGCAAUGAGAAUCGGAACAAUCAUUCACAACAUUGAGCUGAACCCGGGACAAGGCGGGAAGCUUGUUCGGGCAGCCGGAACCAAUGCAAAGAUCUUGAAGGAGCCCACCUCGGCGUACUGUUUAGUUCAGCUUCCGUCUGGUGUGAAAAAGUUGAUUGAUUCUCGAUGCAGGGCUACUGUUGGGACGGUCUCGAAUCCGACUCACGGUGAUCGCAAGCUUAGGAAGGCUGGACAUAGUAGAUGGCUUGGUCGGAGACCAGUAGUUCGGGGUGUGGCUAUGAAUCCGGUUGAUCAUCCUCAUGGUGGAGGAGAGGGAAAGAGCAAGAGCAGUGGUGCGUGGGGGAAAGGAUCUCGUACUCCUUGGGGUAAGCCAACUAAGGGGGGUUUCAAGACUGGACCUCUUAAACGCAAAAAGUAG
Molecule: messenger RNA, 591 nt
Organism: Vicia faba (fava bean)
Lineage: Eukaryota; Viridiplantae; Streptophyta; Magnoliopsida; Fabales; Fabaceae
Source: the annotation of a GenBank genome assembly